Messenger RNA from Catharus ustulatus (Swainson's thrush), 1006 nucleotides. RefSeq names its product vegetative cell wall protein gp1-like. The record is from RefSeq and is a predicted model, not a curated record. The coding region runs from base 1 to 969 and encodes 322 amino acids. The transcript has 7 exons. NCBI's taxonomy places the organism in Eukaryota, Metazoa, Chordata, Aves, Passeriformes, Turdidae.
AUGAGUGCCUACCUGGAGUACAGACAAGUGCUUGGAGACUGGCUAAUACUUGCUUUCCUGAGCCCCGCAGCCUGGGCUGAGCUGGGCGGCAGUGUCGCCGCCGUGUGGACACGGAGCGCCUCGUCGAGCCCCGCCCCGCUCUCCCCGCCCCACCCGCUCUCCCUGCCCUGCUCUCCCCGCCCUUCCCGCUGCCACCGCCCCGCUGCUGCCGCGCCGGGUCCCCGCUCCGCCCGCCGAGCCCCGCCCCGCCCGGCACCGGGAGCGCCGGGCCGUGCCGGGCACCGAGUGGCGCCGCUGGCGUGGUUCCCCCGGCCCCUCUGCAGCGCGGAGCGGCGCCGGCCCCGGAGCGCUGGAGGACGCCUGGUCAGUUUCAGACUGUGCGUGCAGAAGCGCUGGGCUCAGAAACACCUGCCCCUACUGGACAGCCUGCCACCUCCGGACACCCCGCCGAGCCACAGCCCAACUCCAGGAGCCGGGCUCUCUGCCGGAGACGCUGCACUGCCACCUCUCCGUUCCAGAUGGUUACGGGAGAAGAACACCAACUCACAGCCACUCUCCCGGGCCGCUCAAAUCUGGAGCCUGGAGCCCCGCAAGGCCCCCCCGGACCCCCCCAGACCCUCGCGGGACCCCCGACCCUGGAGCCCGGAACCCCCUGCACUCCCCCCGAACGCGGAAUCCUCACGAUGCUGCUGCUGCCGUCGGCUCCAUCGCGACACAGCCCAGCGAGACCCGCUCCGUCACCACCCUGUCUGUCGCCACACCGUCCGUCGCGACUCCCCCUGUCGCGACACUUCCCACCGCGCCCUGCCUCGUGCCGCCCCUCUCUACCGAGACCCCCCCCAGCGCUGCCCGCAGCCCCCCAGGCGCCGCCCGGGCUGGGGAGGGGUCGGGAGCCGGGGCAGCCCCCGCUCGCCCCCGGGCUGCUGCUGCCCCUGCAGGGGGGGCUGCGACAUGAGGAGGGGGCUCUGAUGGGGGGGACCACCCCCAAUAAAGGCUGUUUAUUCAA